AUGCGGGUUGCUCAACGUUUGCUCAUGGCCACGCCGGCCUCAAUCGGCUCCAAGUCAAGUCUCAGUGAGGCACUCGCCCUUCUCCCGCCUUUGCAGCUGUACCGACGGAUUCUACGCGUCCACCGCAAGCUCGACCCAGAGAUGCGCGUUUUGGGCGACUCGUAUGUCAAAAAUGAAUUCCGCGCCCACCGAAGUGUCGAAAACCCUUUACACAUUAUCGGAUUUUUGACCGAAUGGCAGCUUUAUGCACAGAAGCUUGAGGGCUCUCAGUGGAAAGGAGAAAAGUUGGACAAGUCCAAGUUGGAUAAAAUGAGUGAUCAACAACUCGGUCAACUGCUUGAACUCAUGGAAGCCCUGAAGAACAAGGAAGAGGAGAAAUAA
Messenger RNA from Penicillium brevicompactum, 381 nucleotides. RefSeq names its product succinate dehydrogenase assembly factor 3. Gene Ontology annotation, cellular component: mitochondrion; mitochondrial intermembrane space. NCBI's taxonomy places the organism in Eukaryota, Fungi, Ascomycota, Eurotiomycetes, Eurotiales, Aspergillaceae. The record is from RefSeq and is a predicted model, not a curated record. Bases 1 to 381 code for a protein of 126 amino acids. The transcript is spliced from 3 exons. Gene Ontology annotation, biological process: succinate metabolic process; mitochondrial respiratory chain complex II assembly.